Molecule: messenger RNA, 2155 nt
Organism: Momordica charantia (bitter melon)
Lineage: Eukaryota; Viridiplantae; Streptophyta; Magnoliopsida; Cucurbitales; Cucurbitaceae
Source: RefSeq, a predicted model, not a curated record
GAGGCCGUUGUUUCGGCGAGGAAGCUCGCCGCUGGAAUCUGGAGAUUGCAACUGCAGGAGGCAGUCGCUAGUGAAGGGAGGAAUGGCCUGCGUAGGAGGGAGGACCUCCUAGGGUUUCAGCCUCACACUGGUCAGUUUGACGCUCCGGUUCUCCCUCGUGAUGAUAAGAUAGCAUUUGAUUCUGAAGCAAAUGAUCUAUUGCAUGGUCCGCAUUUUGUCUCUGAUUCAAGAAAUGGACUAUUGUGCAAGUUUGAGCCCUCGUUUCGAUAUUCAAACUCAGCAAUGGAGGGGGCAACAAAGUGGGAACCUGCGUUCGUGAAAACACCAGUCGAGGCACGUCAGAUUUACAACCAAGUGAGGCUCCUUGACCAACAAGUUGGUGCUGUUUCGGCCAUGUCUGCACUUGAAUCAGAAUUAGAGCAGGCCCACUUUCGGAUUGAGGAACUUCAAGCUGAGCGUAAUGCCUCAAAAAAGAAGCUUGAAUACUUCUGGAGGAAAGUUGGUGAAGAAAAAGCUUUGUGGCGGAGCAGAGAGCAUGAGAAAGUAAGGGCAUUUAUUGAUGAUAUAACGGCCGAGUUGAACAGAGAAAAGAAAACCCGACAACGGGUGGAAAUUAUCAAUUCAAAACUGGUUAAUGAGUUGGCUGAUGCUAAGCUAUCUGCAAAGCGGUUUAUGCAAGACUAUGAAAAAGAAAGGAAAGAAAGAUCCUUGGUUGAGGAAGUAUGUGAUGAACUAGCAAAGGAAAUUGGUGAAGACAAGGCAAAAAUAGAUGCUUUGAAGAGAGAAUCCAUGAAGUUGAGAGAGGAAGUGGAAGAAGAACGGAGAAUGUUACAGAUGGCUGAGGUCUGGCGUGAGGAACGUGUUCAAAUGAAGCUAGUCGAUGCCAAGGUGGCACUUGAAGAAAAAUACUCACAGAUGCGUAAUCUAGUAGCCGAUCUUGAAGACUUCUUGAGGUCGAGGAGUGCAACUCCAGAUGUGUCAGAGAUGAAAAAAGCACUGCUACUUAGAGAGGCUGCUGCUUCUGUGAAUAUUCAAGAUGUCACGGAAUUUGUUUAUGAACCUUCAAACCCGGAUGAUAUCUUCUCUGUGUUUGAAGAUGUUAAUUUUGGAGAAUCAAAUGAGAGGGAAAUUUCACAGUGUGUUGGUUACAGCCCUGCUAGCCAUGCUUCCAAAGUCCAAACCACGAGUCUCGAAGCUACAGUGACUAAUAGGAUUGCCAUCCAGAGGCAUUCCAAUUCAUAUAUUGCUCAUAACGGUGAUAUAGAAGAAGAUGAGAGUGGGUGGGAAACUGUGAGUCAUCUAGAGGAUCAGGGCUCAAGCAAUUCCCCAGAAGAGAGUAUUGCAUGUGUCAAGAAGAAUCAUCGAGAGAGUAAUGCUUCGGUGAGCGGGACAGAAUGGGAAGGAAAUGGAGGUGGAGACUCGCCAAUCAGCGAAGUCUGCUCAGUUCCAUCAAAGCAGUUAAAGAAGAUAUCAUCCAUUGCACGGCUUUGGAAAUCAUGCUCGAACAACGAAGGGUACAAACUAAUCUCGCUCGAGGGCAUAAAUGGGAGGCUCUCAAAUGGAAGAUUAUCAAGUGCAAGUAUCUUAUCUGCAGACGGGGGUUCAGUGAGAAGCGGAAUAAGUCCUCCAGAAUUAGCAGGACAAUGGAGCUCUCCCGACUCAGGCAAUGCUCAUACAACGCGAGGGAAGAAAGGAUGCAUCCCCCGCAACACGCUCAAGGGCAGUUUAAAGGCAAAGCUGUUAGAAGCAAGGAUGGAAAGCCAUAAGGUCCAAUUGCGCCAGGUCCUGAAGCAGAAGAUCUAGGGGUGUUAUUAAUUCAAUUUCUGUUAAUAGAAGAUGCUCAUAUUCUACAAAGGGAGCUUUGAACUGGCUUCUGGCGAUUCCUAGGUACGCUCGUAUGAUUCAAUUUUCUGUUCAGUUAACUUCACUGGAAUCCAUUAGUGAUUAAAGUAAUGUAGUCUUAGUAUCUGUUAGAAAUUAGAAGCCAGCCAUGGAGGGGGCCUUCAUGAGGUGGGGAAAGAAAUGGAAUUCAUGUGGAUGAUUGAUGUCAUGUUCAUUCUCAUCUUUGUAUUUAUAAUUUUGCUGUGUAGAAUGGGCCUUCUGAAAAUUUCAGGUUUAAGAUGGUGGAAAUAGAAAUAGAAUGAUUUGUAGUUGA